AUGGCUUCUCAUCAAGUGGAAAAGACCUGGUGGAAAGAGGCCAUCGUUUACCAAAUCUACCCAGCUAGCUUCUCGGAUAGCAAUGGCGAUGGUCUCGGUGACGUCCGCGGAAUCAUCAACAAGGUGCCCUACAUCAAGUCUCUGGGCGUAAAUACAAUUUGGCUCUCCCCCAUCUACGCUUCACCCCAAAAAGACAUGGGAUACGAUGUUUCUGACUACCGCUCCAUCCACGCCCCAUAUGGCACAGUCGAAGACGUACAAGAGCUCAUCGAUCUACUCCACGCAAACGACAUACGGCUCCUGAUGGACCUGGUCGUGAACCACACAAGCGACGAACACGCCUGGUUCAAAGAAUCCCGCAGCUCAAAGACCAACCCAAAGCGCGACUGGUAUAUCUGGCGGGAUCCAAGAUACGAUGCACGAGGUCAAAGAAAAGAGCCUAAUAACUGGGCUUCUAUCUUCGGUGGGCCAGCCUGGCAAUUCGACGAGCAUACAGGACAAUACUACCUCGCUCUCUUCCUACCCAGCCAACCAGACCUGAAUUGGGAAAGUGAAGAUAUGCGAAGAGCAGCACACGACGAUAUGCGCUUCUGGCUUGAUCGUGGCGUGGACGGGUUCCGCAUCGACAGCAUGAACUUGAUGUCCAAACACCCCGAUCUACCUGAUGGGAAGGUCAUCAACGAUGAGCCCUACCAAAGUGGUGCAGAGUUCUUCGCUUCAGGCCCAAGGAUGCACGAUUACAUCCGUGAGAUGAGGACGAAGGUUUUCGAAAAGUACGAUAUCAUGACAGUUGGGGAGCUGGGAUUCACUAAAGACGAAGAUUCUGUCCGUGAAUACGUUGCCAAAGACCGACAUGAACUCAACAUGCUGUUUACGGGCGAUAUAGUCGAUAUGGAUUUCGGUGCUGAAGCAAAAUACGGACGAAACGAUUUCCAUCCGAGAAAGAUUCGCCAUCUGACAAAUAUGUGGCAGAAUGCUAUGCCUAAAUUCGAUGGCUGGAAUACUGUUUAUCUUGAUAACCAUGAUAGCGGUCGCUCGAUUACUCGGUAUGCGUCUGAUGCUCCUGAGUACAGGGCUGCGUCGGCUAAGAUGCUCGCGACGUAUUUGACUACGUUAAGUGGAACGCCGUUCCUGCUUGCAGGUCAAGAGAUUGGGAUGGCUAAUCUUGGGAAGGAGUAUGGAGCUGAAGCGUAUAUUGAUGUUGAGGGGAAGAAUUAUUACAACAAGGUUUUGAAGGCGAGAGGAGGUGAUGUUGGUCGGAUGGGAGAUGUGCUUAGGGAGCUGCAGCUCAAAGCGCGUGAUCAUGGGCGGCUUCCUAUGCAGUGGGAUAGCUCGGCGAAUGCGGGCUUUACGACUGCGUCUGAGCCGUGGAUGGUUGUUAAUAAGGAUUAUACGAAGUGGAAUGUUGAGAGUCAACUUGAUGAUCCUGGGAGUGUGAUGGGGUACUGGAAGGAAAUGAUUGCGAUGAGGAAGAAAAUGGCGGAUCUGUUCGUCUAUGGGUCUUAUGUUGCUCUUUCGGAGGAGGACACUGGGGAGAUGGUCCUUGGAUAUGAGCGGGUUUCUCAGACAGGUCAGAAGGCUGUUGUGCUUCUCAACUUUUCUGAUGCGGAGCAAAAAGUGUCAAAAAAAUUUGAGCAUCUUGCGCUUUUGGUUUCGAACCAGGGAGAAUUGCGUGUUGGAGAUGGAGAAGUUGUGCUUCAGCCCUUUGGAGCCGUGGUUUUGUAUAGUGCAUAG
This is a messenger RNA of Penicillium pulvis, 1734 nucleotides long. RefSeq names its product alpha-glucosidase. Lineage: Eukaryota; Fungi; Ascomycota; Eurotiomycetes; Eurotiales; Aspergillaceae. Gene Ontology annotation, molecular function: alpha-amylase activity. The transcript has a single exon. The record is from RefSeq and is a predicted model, not a curated record. Gene Ontology annotation, biological process: oligosaccharide catabolic process. Bases 1 to 1734 code for a protein of 577 amino acids.